Spizellomyces punctatus DAOM BR117 is the source of this 2520-nucleotide messenger RNA. RefSeq lists its product as uncharacterized. Gene Ontology annotation, biological process: substituted mannan metabolic process. Gene Ontology annotation, molecular function: mannan endo-1,4-beta-mannosidase activity. The transcript has 10 exons. NCBI's taxonomy places the organism in Eukaryota, Fungi, Chytridiomycota, Chytridiomycetes, Spizellomycetales, Spizellomycetaceae. Bases 206 to 1474 code for a protein of 422 amino acids. The record is from RefSeq and is a predicted model, not a curated record.
GGUCAAUUUGCCUUGUCUUUUUGUUUUGUAUUUUUCCAGCUUGGCCCCGUCGUCGUCAUCUUGUCGUUGAGCGGUUUGGAGAUUUACGCAAGAAAUAGACAGAUAGAGACUAUUUAUCACCAUUCCCCACGACUGGGAUCUGUCUGCUGAAUUGCGCAGAUCUUUUGUCAGAACGUAAUUCCGGUUUUCACAACAGCAAUUCACAAUGUUCACAGCAAAGCUCUUGUCCAGCACACUUGCUGUCCUCCUCUGUGCGUCCAGCGUCGUUCGCUCUCAAGCGCCACUGGAACCAGAUAGGGUCAUGCUCGGGGCGUGGCUCGACACUUUACCUGGCCGCGAUACACCAAAGCAGUUUGGCGAACGCUUGGGUCACAAUGCGGCACUUAUUCACAUGGCGGAGGACUUACCCCUGAAGACCCCCCAUCUUCCCCCAGUCCGCUUGUUGGACGACGCGAACACGAAUGCUAUCCUCUAUCUUUCUGUGUACCCGACAGUCAUUCCUGAACAAUUGAAAGAUGGGGAUAUCGAUGCAUUUGUUGCCCAGAUUGCUACCUUUGCAAGAUCUGGGAGAGGUGUUUUUAUAAGAUUGGCGCCGGAAAUGAACGGCUCCUGGCAGCCGUAUGCUCAGCGUCCCAUUGCCUACGCUGCGAUGUGGAAGCGCAUAGUCACUGCUAUCAGAGCUAAUAGCGAUACUACUGGACGAGUGGCUUUCAUAUGGGCACCAAAUAUGCAGCUCGGUUACCCGUACGAAGGUGGCGUUUACUCUAUGAAUGCAACUGUUAGCGCUGCUGAGACGCAAGCAUUGGACACGAACAAAAAUGGAAGAUUGGAUACACUCGAUGAUCCCUACACACCAUACUACCCUGGCAACGAGUAUGUUGACUGGGUUGGUCUCUCGACGUACUGGUUCGGUGCCGACUACCCGUACCUUACCAAUGAUGUUCCACCGAGCGGCAGCAUCCUCAAGCUCAUUCACGGCACCGGCCCCGGAGCUAUGGAUUUCUAUCAAUUGUUCGCGGAGAGGAACCAAAAACCAUUCUUUAUCACCGAAUCUGGUGCGGCCUUCCAUCAGUACAGGAUACAAAGCCCUGCGAACCCUGUCAACACCGGCGCUGUUGCCCCAGGACCCGGUGCAUUGGCUAUCAAGCAAGCUUGGUGGAGACAGUACCUCACCAAUACUACCUUUUUGGAUGCGCAUCCGCGAUUGAAGGCCAUCUGCCUCUUUGAAUACCAAAAGCCGGAAGAGAUCACGUUCCGUGACUUCCAAAUUACGAACGACUCUUCCAUCCUCGCUGCAUUUAAAGCCGAUUUUGAAAAACCUGAAGUUCAGUCCCGGUACCUCUUUGCCACAGUCCCCGAGAAAAAAAUUGUGACGGACCCUGAUGCAAAAAACAGUGGUUUCGCUUCUGUCAUUCCUACCACCUUGGGCGCCUUGAUGGCGAGUGCACUUGCAGCGUGGGCUGUUGUAUUUUAAAUCAUUUAUGUACUGUGAUAUCUCUUUUUGGAUGAUCAUAGAUAGAAAACUCUGAACUCCAUGAUCUCGUAGAUAGAAGUCCGAAAAGGCAAGACUUGGGUUAGUUUCCCUGUUACUAUGAUCUAACGUUCCUGUAAUAUAUCGAUGUCUGCCCAUCGGGGUUUAAGCGCGCCUGUGCUCUGGUACCAACAGAUCCCCAAAAUUAGUGCUCGUGAUAAACUCGGAGAUUACCUGCCGCAUCAUAGCGCCGACAUCAAGCUACAUGGGUUGGAUCUGUGUGUCGCAAGCGAUUUUCUCAUCUGACUCUCCUAGGAAUCAUGUUUGGUGGCGAGCACCCACUCAACUACUUGACCACUUUCCGAGCUGACUACACCCAGAAGGAGUUGGACCUGAAAGCUGCACGACAACACAAGGUUCGGCGUGGGCAGGAGGGCAGAAGAUCUGCGGAUAUCGAUGAUGAAGCUCAGAAGAAGGCAGAUAGGGCAAACCUAAUCUCAACUCAACGUCGUGACUUUGUCCUUCCCGGGUUCGACCCCGCCGUAGCGGCUGCAAAGAGGCGGGAGCGACAUGCAAAUAAACCUGCUGGGCAGCCUACUUCAUUGAACUCGACAGGCCUCCUUUACGGUUCUGAUGACCUUGCAACCCUCAUCUCUGCCUCUAAAACUUCAACCCACAACCGAAAGCACGACAUUUUCCUUCCAGUACCCGAACAACACAAGCGAGAAGGAGGAAUUCAGACCUUUGCCGACUGGCCUUUGAUCGCCGCCAAGCGCGUCGUAUUUGGACGCUAUGCGGAUUCCAACGAACACGACAAUAACAUUUGUAUUUCAAGAGUAGACGAUUUCGAGAGGAGGCAAAAGCUUAUUAGACAGCCUGUUGUUGGGGGAAUAACAGCUGGCGUUGCUGGGAAGUGAUUUUAUCGAAUGACCAAUAGUAUACAGUUCUUGCGUGGGUAGAUCAUGAACACGAUGCAGUUAGGGAUCCCUUGCGUAUAUGUCGAUACUGUCAUUCCCUGUAUGUAACAGACUACAUCUGCAUCUUUAUCC